Molecule: messenger RNA, 4485 nt
Organism: Gadus chalcogrammus (walleye pollock)
Lineage: Eukaryota; Metazoa; Chordata; Actinopteri; Gadiformes; Gadidae
Gene: nexmifb
Product: neurite extension and migration factor b
Exons: 3
Coding region: 214-4485 (1423 amino acids)
Biological process (GO): negative regulation of neuron migration; negative regulation of cell-cell adhesion mediated by cadherin; negative regulation of cell-matrix adhesion
Cellular component (GO): nucleus
Source: RefSeq, a predicted model, not a curated record
CAGAUAGCUACGACAAUGCAAUCAUCAAGCAGCUCGUAAAAGAAAAAAGCUAUAGCUCACGCGGCUGAAGUGACAACCGCAAAUGAGGGAUUUGAAAGCUGAAAACGGGGGAUAUGAUGACACGCUGAGUGCCCCAGUGCGUUUCCUGGAAUACCAAUUCUUCCGUGGGUCUGCCGAAAUGCUGCAUAGGCGGUAGAAUGUUAAGCCGUUUUGAUGGAUGUACUAACAGUCAGCGGUCUCACAUUUAACGUGAAGACAACACAACCAGAGGAUGUCGAUCUAGUGGAGAACACAGGACUAUGUGAUCAGAGUGGAGAACUGAGGCUCGGUGGACUCGUUGAUGCUGCUCAUCCCCCCUCCUCUCCAGCCCCCGCCGCAGGGACAUCGCAGAGGGUCUACCCCACCCACCAGAGGUCCACACCUGCAUCCCCCAUCCUCCCCCUGCCCCUUGACACUGAAUCCUCUCUGAGCCUGACUUUGGUCCCCUGCCCUCUAGCCCAUGAGGUUCAACCUAUAGCCCCUCACGUGCACGGCACCCCGAUUCCCUCCUCGCUUCCUAGCCCAGCCAUAAGUUCCUGGGUCCCAACGGAAGAUCCCCACAAGGCCACCCUACCACUGCCUGUUUCCCUGCCCCUGUCAUCCACAAUGAUGGAGCCUGGCACUGUCUCGGUCCUGACAGACGAGUGUCUUCUACAGCCUAGCCGAACCUGCCUUGGCUGUUUCAUUGAGACCACAGACCAUAACUCCAUCCAUGAAACCCCCCAUGACCCUACCACCAACCCCGACCCCGAGCCUGGCUUAAGUGUGAGGAUAGGCGAUGUGGGUCGAGAGGACUUCUCGGACAUCAACAACAUAAGCAUCCAGUGCCUGAGCCAUGCUGGGGAAGCAGGUAGCCACUAUGGAGAACAGCUCCUUUCUGAUCAGCUCCUCAACUUCCCCCUGCCCAAAGCCCCUGGCGAGGGCAAGAGAGGGGACGGGGACAAAAUAACAGACUGUGAUGACCCAGAAGAUGAUGCAACCACAAAGAAUCUAUAUGAGGGGUUGUUACUGGACAAGGUGAAUGGAGAGGAGGUUCUGUUAGCUAAUGCCGGUCAGGAUUGGGGCUAUUUUGAGUCUUUCAUCAGUGAGAGCAAGAUGGAGCUCCUUGACCUGUGCUCCAAGAAUGAACUGUCAGUAAACCUCUUCUCAGAGGAGGAUGUCGAUAACCUAUUUGAUGAUGAGGACGAUGACUCCACUUUAAGCAGCGAUGUUUGUUCCCUAAAGAUUCGCUACGAGUCAUUCCAGGACAACAUGAGGGAGAAAACAAAUGUUCUCCAGGAGGAGACCCAGUUCAACUUCUUCCCCAGUGUCCUGGCCAAUUGUGGCAAAAAGGAAGAGGGAGUGGCGGUGCCAAAAAGGGGUGCAGAGAAGCACCCGCCAAAAUCGGAAGACCUCAUACUCGUGGCCGAGCAGGUGGAGAAAGCCGGGGACUGCAGUAGUGGAAGUCCCCUCGAUGGCUCCCAAGCCUCACCCAUGUCCACCCCUAAAGUAAACUACCUACUGGACUUCAACUCCACCGAGGAGUCGGGCGAGUAUAGCGAUGACAGUUCCUGCACUGGCUCUUCUUCAGACACCCUGCAGGAAGGCAAACUAAAGAAAGGCCACUCCAGACGGUUUUUAAGCCCCUCCAAUCCUCUCAACUAUGGCUUGCGCUCCAAAAGGAAGGUCCGAUACAGUGAUGACUACCUAUAUGAUGUUGACUCAAUUGAGAGUGAGAAAAACACAGAGAAGAAAGAAAAGGCACCAUCAGGUCAAAAGGAAGAGGAGGACGUAGACUGGUGUCCCAAGAAACGCCGGAAAUCCUGCCGUAAAGAGCCCCCCGUAGUCAUCAAGUAUAUUAUCAUCAACCGGUUUAAAGGAGAGAAACACAUGUCAGUGAAAUUGGGAAGAAUGGAUCCUGUGGAAGAUAGUGUGAGCUUAAAUGCAGACUCAGUGAGCAAGUAUGAAACAUUGGCUCCUCUAAAGAAUUUCUGGCAAGAGAGGCAAAGGAAAAGAGAGGAGCAGCUUAAGCUGGCUGCCAGAGAUAAACGGCAACGCAGUUUCCAUCUAAAUGGACGCCAUCAUCGCCCAUUCAAUUCCAGUCACCCCAAAAGGAAAUAUAAGAUUGCAAAUAGGCUUAAGGUUCAGAGGAUUCACACAGUGGAGCAAUCAGCAACAACACCGGGCUCCUGUCCCUCUGAUCAAGGUGUCACUAAAGAGGAGACCACCCCCAUGGACCUAGCAGGAGUAAUUGAAGCCCCCACCUUCCCACUCACAUUAGACUCUAACGCCAUUGCACAGGCAGUCACAGCCAAGAGUCGCUCCCAGGAGAGGGAAGAGAGGGAGGCGAGACUGGGAGGAAAUGCAACAGGCAGGAUAAGGAAAUUUAAAAGUGAAGCCCGACUGAGGAGCAUGAAAAUGAAAGCAGCUGAGGGAGAGGAGGGGAGGAGUGUGACAAAUGUAAUGGAUGCAUUUGCCACUGUGGCACAGAUUGAGGGCCCUACCGCAGGGUUAGGCGAGACAAGCUCAAACACAGUCAGCACCCAUUUCUCUGACACCUCUGCCACUAAUAACACACCUGAGGAGAAAUUUCCUUUUGUUUCCUCAACUUGCUCCCCCGACAAAGCGAGAUCAUCAGAGGAGGUGGAGGACGGGGUGUCUGUCAUCCCCGGGGGCUACCUGCAGACCCUGUUAGACGGCACAGACUCGUCCGGUGGAGCGGCCAUCUCUUAUUUCCCCCAGCAAACCUCCAGGCAGCAGUAUCCUCUGGGUACGUCCCUAGAGGAGAAACAGUUUACUUCAAUGCAGCUCGCUCAGAGCUGUGUCCUCUCUCCUCCCUCGGAGUCGGAGCUCCAACAGUCACCCCAAAACUGCCCGAACUUUUCCCAGAUGUGGCAUCCUCAGCUUUGCCCCAGCCACGGCCAGAGCUUCGGGCCUGACACCAACGAAACUCCCAUUUUACCCAACAACUGCCCUGCUACAUUACCCUUGAAUGACAGCUUGCCCGUAUCCAACUAUAACCAACUGAGUUCUGAGGCUGACAGGCUGCUUUACCAAAAGAGCUACCUAGCCCAGGCUGGACUGCAGCCCGGGGCAGAUAUGCAAGUAUGUCAGUCUGCUGCUCUGGAUGGCCAGGUGCAAUAUCAGAGAGGAUCGCUGUGCACAGACAAUGGCAGGCUCAUCAGCUAUGACUCAGUGGGCUCUCUGUCAGCCUCAUCCAGCAAUUACAGCUCCCUGAGCCUCAAGUCCUGCGAGCGUGAGGGUGAGGAAGAGGGCCGAGACAACUUCUUAGCUCACUGCAGUCCGAAAGUGGUGAUUCAGCAGAGUUUGGACGCCCUCACCCCUCUCAGGGAGUCUUCAGACCUACUAGAUAUCUCCAACUUCACCCCUGACAAGUUUAGACACUCGUCACUGUCAGAGCUCUCCCCUCCCGAGACCCCUAAUCUGUCACCCCAGGUGGUGUGGCGUGAGAUAAAGAUGACGGGGAAAGCUGGGGAAUAUCAGGAGGGAAAUGAUUCUACACUGGACAACAGUAGGGAGGUGAAGUGGAACGGUGAUGUUAUUCAGCAGCAGGAGCACAGCGGUCCGUAUACGGCUGAAGAUGGCCAGUUCACACUGCAACACUUUAACAGCGAGGGAGGCUUAGGUUUAGAUAAAAAGGUGUUGGUUAGUACAGAUUUUGAUGAACACACUACUGAGAUUAAUGGUAUGAAAAGCACAAAGACAAAGAAAAAAGGCAGUUACAAACAAACCCCUGCAGGUCAAGGCCCUAAGAAGAGCCGGGCUCCUAAAGCAACCAAGACAGAAAAGGUCAAAGCUCCCAAACAGAACUCUCGCUCCACCAAAAAGAUCAAGGCCAUGUUAGAGGGUAAGGCUGCAAAGAAUCAAGCUGGUGGUUGUGGCACAGGCCUAACUGACAGUAGCAGCACUGGUGACUGGUCUGGCACCGGAUGGUCAGAGAACAACAGUCUGGUAGGAGAUGACCAGAGAGAAUUCGAGGAACCCUCCAACAUUCUGUCCAACAUUGUCUCUGGCAUGGCGGAAGUCCAGAGAUUCAUGAUGGCCUCCAUUGAGCCAUUAUGGGACCCAAUGGCUGAGGCCUGUAUAACCCCUGAGGCUAAUAGCCUCAACCUAAAGACCCUGAAAAUCUUGGCAGGCACAGAGGCUGACCUGAAGAAAAAAGGAGCCCUCCUAACAGGUGCUGGCAGAGGGAGAAAGGCUGGGGGAAAGGGAGGCAAAAACCAGGCCAAAUUCAAUCCGUCCCACCCCUUAUUCCCGCAACUUGCUCUGGGCUGUAAUAUGUUUGACAAGCCUAACUUUAUUAACCCUGGGCCUGCACACAAAAAGUUGUACCGCCACAAGACCAGUGCAAAGUUCCCUCGGAUUGAGACACUGAAAGGGAAGCGAGCUGAGAGAGACCCAAAUAAGGACAUAGCUCUGAUGGCCUCUUUUGAGACACUGAGGUAA